Molecule: messenger RNA, 1104 nt
Organism: Anolis sagrei ordinatus
Lineage: Eukaryota; Metazoa; Chordata; Lepidosauria; Squamata; Anolidae
Source: RefSeq, a predicted model, not a curated record
AGAGGAGAAGGAAGAGAAGAGGGAGACCCAAGUCCUGAAGCUCCCUUUGCUGCCCUCCUAAAGCAAGGAACACAGGAGGAGGAAGGCGGUUCAGAAGAGGGAGAGAGGAGUCCUGAAGCUCCUCUUGCUCUCCUCCUUCAGAGCCUGAGCAGAAGAAGAGCAGAAGAGAAGAGGGCGAUGCGUGCCUGCUCUUAGCGCCCCAUGGAGCGCCUUCCGGGGCCCUUCUUCGAGGCGGAGGCGCCUCUGCCUUCCCUCCUUCCCCAGGGGCAUCCCUCCUUCUUGCACCCGCUGCCCGCUCCCUGUGGCGCCCAUUCUUCCUCCUCGUGCUUGCCGGGGGAGCCUCUCCCGGGGGGCGAGAUCUGCGAGCACGAGACCUCCAUCGACUUGAGCGCCUACCUGGACCCGGGCGCCUUCCACGACGAGUUCCUGGCCGAGCUUUUCCAGCAGCAGAGGGGAGGGCAGACGGCCCAGGCCAGCCCCAUGCCGGGGCCCCACGCCUCCUACGGCGGGCUCUACGCCGAGAAAGGGGGCUUCCACGGAGGGUACGCGAUGCCCGCGGUGAGGGUCAAGCAAGAACCCCACGAGGAAGAGGAAGAGGAAGAGGAAGAAGAGGAGGAAGCCGCCUCCUUGGCCCCCCUCUACUCUCAAGCCGCCCGCUGCGCCCAGACCACCGUCCUGCUCCUGCAACAACCCACGCCGCCCCCCACGCCGGCCCCCAGCCCGCUCCUCCACCACCCCCACCACCCCCACCACCACUCUCAAGCCCAUCAUCCGCAGCUGCUCCAGCUUCCCUCCCCCUCCCCCGCCGCCCCCUCCCCCUCUAAGCCCGGGAGCAAGAAGGCGCUGGACAAGGGGAGCCGCGAGUACCGCCUGCGCCGAGAGCGCAACAACGUGGCGGUGCGGAAGAGCCGCGACAAAGCCAAGCUGCGCAACGCCGAGACCCAGCAGAAGGUGCUCGAGCUCAGCGGGGACAACGAGAGGCUCCGCAAGAGGGUCGAGCAGCUCGGCAGGGAGCUCCAGGCCCUCCGGGGGCUCCUCCGCCACCUCCCCGAGGGACAGCUCCUCAAGGCCAUGGGCGCACACGCAUGAGACCCCCCCCCCCCC